Messenger RNA from Metarhizium brunneum ARSEF 3297, 1158 nucleotides. RefSeq lists its product as uncharacterized. Lineage: Eukaryota; Fungi; Ascomycota; Sordariomycetes; Hypocreales; Clavicipitaceae. The record is from RefSeq and is a predicted model, not a curated record.
AUGCACGCGUCCGUGAUUCUCGGCGCUGGCCUCGCCAUCCGUGCCGCCGCUGCCGUUGCCGUCCCUACCCCCAGCGAGCCUCCCGUCCUGCGCCGCGACUACGACAAUAACGACAACCUCCCUGCCGCUCCCUGGGUCACCGUCGACGACAACGGCAACCCCAGCAAGACGUUUACUCCCGUCUUCACCACCAUUAGCGGCACGCCGUCGGGCAUUGACCCGGCGCCUCACGACCUCACAGCCUCGGUGUACACUCUGACUAGUUUCGGGCACCUUUCCACUAGCACUGGUUUGCCGCCUAACCCGACUGCGACCAAUGCCGGCACGAACCAGGGCUCCUUUUCGCGAUGCUACAACAAGAACGGGCCGUAUGCGCCAUUCUGCCGCCCGUCGUACAAUUCCAGCAUUUACACUGGAAACACAUAUUACGUCACCUGGGACCCGGACUACUACAACAAAUCAGCAGCCACCCUCAACUCAACCUACUUUGUCAGCGUCCGCCUCGACUACCUCAACACCACCAGUAACGAGUACGUGCUCCUCGAGACGAUCGACAAGAGCGUGCCUGCGAAAUGGGGCUACUUCCCGCUCGCCGUGGACGGCAAAUACCUCAAGGGCCAGAAGCACACCAACAACAUCACCAUUACCCUCAUGGGCCACGACACGGAAAACAGCAUCGCCUACAACAACAAGUCCAUCCCGCUGCCCGUCGUUGUCUCUAACCCGCCCCUGGACCCUACGGCGCCUAGCAACGCCCCCAAGGGCAAAACCCUCACCAUUGCUCUACCCGUGACCUUGGGCGUUAUUGCCCUCAUCCUCGUCGGCGGGUGCCUCUGGAACCGCAAGACGCGUCGCAUUGAGCUCGGCAAUAUCAUGAGCCGCUCUCGGCAAGGAUACACGGGCCGCAGGACGCGGAAGCUCUUCAAUCGCAGUCGCAAGGACAAUGGCAUCCAGCUGGAUACCGCGCCGCUCUCGCCCCCGCCGUUUGACUACCGCGAUACUGUUCCCGAGAGAGCUAGACGCGACAGCGACGCUCUAGGUAGCCUGACUGGAAGCCCCGUCCGUGGAACCUUUGAAGAGCCCGGCAGCACCGGGGGACGAAACACGUUCCGGGACGAGGUUCGACGGCAGGAGCGUGAGAGACGGGGCGACUUUUAG